ACCGCCCCUCGGCGUCCGCGCGACGGUUUCUACCGCCCGCCGCCACCAGGGUUUUCUUCCCCCCUCGCCUUCUUCCUCCUCCUCCCCACGCAAUCCACGGAGGAACCGAGAGCGCGUAGGAGCGCAGCCAUGGCGUGACCGUGUCCAAGAUUCUUCCCCGUCACCGGCUCCGUGUCCAGGAGCUCCGCCGUCCACGUCUUCCUCGCCUACGUCCAGGAGGCCGCUCCCGAACGACUACAGCCACCACUCCUUCCUCUUCGGCCGCCGCCGCGUCGUCGUCAAAGUCCUCCGCCUCCGUCCGCUACUCGACCGGCGGAUCACACCUCCGUGGUCCUGGCUGCUGAACAUGAUGGAUGAUGAGUUAUUCAAGUUGGACACUGAGCCUUUGGGGGUUUAUUCCGAAGAUGCAACCAAUGAUGACAAGCCCCUGGAGGAUGAACCUCAGAAUGAGCGGACAUGUGAUGAUGAUUUCAAGCACCUGUCGCAGAAUGCAGAAGAUCGUGUGCUAGCUUUUGAGGAACUUGAUGAAGAUAAUCUGAUGGGGCAGUUAUUUGCCGAGAAUCCCCUGGAGCUGGCUAACUAUGCAAUGAAUCACGUGCCAAUGUAUGAUGACCAUGAUUAUGGUCCUGAUCGGGUGCACAAAAUUCAGUGUACUCUGGCGCAUUCACAGCGAUAUGCAGCACAUGGUCUCGACAUGCUGGCACACGCCGAACUGUUGUACACCCAGCUUCGGAGUGAUAUACGGUCUGACCGUGUAUCAGAGCCUCUCCUCGAGGGGACCAUUCAGUGGGCCGAACAGAUGGCUGCGUACGCAGAAGUUCUGGACGAUUACAGCGAUGAGGUGCAUGAGUUUGCAUUAUACCUGAUUCGCUUUGAGUUGGAAGGUCCCAUGCUUGCAAGGCACGAUCAGUUGGUAACCGUGGCAGACCAGUUACUAGGAGAGCAGAGGAACAUGAGAGCGCGGGUCAAAUGGGCACGGGAAUACAUGGCCACCGCCCUGCCAAGCGUCGCCCUCUCUCGGCGAUGCCGCCUGGCCACCGUCUUGCCAAGCGUCGCCCUCACUCCCAGAUUGAGGACAAGCAGUGGCGCAACGGCGCACGAGAGGGCAUAGCACCCUUUGGCUCCCGCAUGUAUUAUUUAAAAUAAUUAUUAAACAAAAGUCAAAAUAGUUCAAAAGUAUUUUAGAUUAAA
Triticum dicoccoides is the source of this 1191-nucleotide messenger RNA. RefSeq lists its product as uncharacterized. Bases 347 to 1111 code for a protein of 254 amino acids. NCBI's taxonomy places the organism in Eukaryota, Viridiplantae, Streptophyta, Magnoliopsida, Poales, Poaceae. The record is from RefSeq and is a predicted model, not a curated record. The transcript is spliced from 6 exons.